Messenger RNA from Trypanosoma theileri, 1785 nucleotides. Its product is annotated as ABC transporter. Gene Ontology annotation, molecular function: ATP binding; ATP hydrolysis activity. Bases 1 to 1785 code for a protein of 594 amino acids. Lineage: Eukaryota; Euglenozoa; Kinetoplastea; Trypanosomatida; Trypanosomatidae. The transcript has a single exon. The record is from RefSeq and is a predicted model, not a curated record.
AUGGGAAAACCAAAGUAUUUAAAGAAGAAACAAGAGGCGGCUGCAGCAUCUGCUGAACAGCAACAACAAUCUAAAGAAGAAAAAUAUGAUACUAAAGUUGAGGAACCCAAAUCUUCAGGUGCCAUGGUAGCUUUUGCAAAUCCUGUUUUUCGCGAUGGUGUAAGUGACAUUCUCGUUGAGAAGAUUGACAUUAGUUACCAAGGUGUACCUAUCUUGGAAAAUGCAACAUUGAACCUUGUGGCUGGGCACCGGUAUGGACUUGUGGGUCCCAAUGGUUGUGGAAAGUCAACACUAUUAAAAGUGCUUGGUUAUCAUGAGAUCCCGUUUCCAAAGCAUGUGGAUCGUUACUUUGUCUCUCAUGAAGUAGAGGCAUCUGAUGUGACUGCCCUGGAUGCUGUCUUGUCUGUGGAUAAAGAGAGAGAAAAUUUGGAAAAGGAACUGGAGGAAUUGGCUCUUGCAGAUCAAGAAGAUACGACAGUCUCUCAUCGUAUGGAUGAAAUUUAUAAACGAUUGGAUGAAUUGGAUGCGGAUACUGCAGAAGCACGUGCGGGAAAAAUUCUCUUUGGUUUGGGAUUUACUCCAGAAAUGCAACAUCGUCCAACUAAAUCUUUCUCUGGUGGAUGGCGUAUGCGUAUUUCAUUGGCACAGGCACUCUUUAUUAAUCCUUCCGUUUUGCUUCUUGAUGAACCUACAAAUCAUCUUGAUAUUGAAGCUGUGGUAUGGCUUGAAAAUUAUCUUUCUAAAUUUACGAAAAUUCUUUUUAUGGUUUCACAUUCGCAAGAUUUUAUGAAUAAUGUUUGUACUAAAGUGGCCCAUAUGUCUCAUGGAGGACUUCACUAUUAUGAUGGUAAUUAUGAUCAAUUUUGUAUUACCCGUGCAGAAAAGGAAAGUAACCAAAUGAGACGUUUUCAAUGGGAACAAAAUCAAAUUAAAAAUAUGAAAGAAUAUAUUGCCCGUUUUGGUCAUGGAAGUGCUAAACUUGCCCGACAAGCUCAAUCAAAAGAAAAGACACUUGCUCGUAUGGUUCGUGGUGGUCUUACACAAGCAGUUGCAAAGGAUCGACAAAUAAACUUUGGAUUCCCCUGUGCUGGACCUUUGCCACCACCCAUGUUGCAAUUCCGUGAAGUUUCUUUUGCCUAUCCUGGACGUGAAACCCUUUUUGAGGAUCUUGAACUUGGUGUGGAUAUGGAAUCUCGUAUUUGUCUGGUUGGUCCAAAUGGUGCGGGUAAGACCACGUUAACAAAACUCAUGUGUCGUGAGUUGGAGCCUACUACUGGAUAUGUAGCGAAGAAUGCCCAUUGUGUUAUUGCUCGUUUCCAUCAGCACUUUGUGGAUCAAAUUGAUAUGUCGUUAACUCCACUGGAGUGGAUGGGACAAGAGUAUCCCACGGUCACGGAUCCUAACAUAUUACGUAGUGCACUUGGGCGCUUUGGUGUUUCUGGAAAACUUCAAAUGACGCCAAUGAAUACACUUUCAGAUGGACAAAAGUCACGUGUAGUGUUUGCGUGGAUGGCUUUCAAGACUCCACAUUUAAUGAUUCUUGAUGAACCUACAAAUCAUCUUGAUAUUGAAUCUAUUGAUGCUUUGGCAGAUGCUGUAAAUGCGUUUGAAGGAGCUGUGGUGGUCGUAUCUCACGAUCUUCGACUUAUUGCUCAAAUUGCUGAAGAGAUUUGGAUUGUGGAUAAGGGCCAAUGCCGUAAAUUUAAUGGUGAUAUUGCGGAUUACAAGGAACACGUCCAACAGGAGGUGCAUCGCAUGACUGAGGACUAUGCCAACAGGAAUUAA